Messenger RNA from Nelumbo nucifera (sacred lotus), 762 nucleotides. RefSeq names its product WUSCHEL-related homeobox 5. The record is from RefSeq and is a predicted model, not a curated record. NCBI's taxonomy places the organism in Eukaryota, Viridiplantae, Streptophyta, Magnoliopsida, Proteales, Nelumbonaceae. Gene Ontology annotation, biological process: plant organ development. Gene Ontology annotation, molecular function: DNA-binding transcription factor activity; DNA binding.
AUGGAAGAUAAGAGCGUGGAGUUGUUGGCUUCCGCUGGAUCCCCCGCAAGUACAAGGUGGAAUCCGACCAAGGAGCAGAUUAGCAUACUUGAAAGUUUGUACAGACAAGGCAUCAGGACUCCCACUGCUGAGCAGAUACAACAGAUCUCGAGCAGGCUUAGGAUGUAUGGUCACAUCGAAGGGAAGAACGUCUUCUACUGGUUCCAGAACCACAAGGCAAGGCAGAGGCAGAAACAAAAGCAGGAGAGCAUGGUUUAUGCCAACCAGUUUUUUCAUAAAGCUGCCCCAGUUUUGGUUCAUUCCCCUCGUCCCUGUAACAAUGUUGUUUGUGCUCCAUUUUACAUGCCACAAACUGGAAUUGGAUUUUACCCUCCGCAUCCCAAGGUUCUACUCCCUGGUGGUGUCAAGAGAAAGCCAAAGAUGGACAAAAUGGAGAAAAGAAAAGGAACUGGAGGAGGCGGGGAUGGCGUUAGUGCAGGAGCAGGUUACGAAGCAGCACAAGCUGGAUUCUAUAACAUGUACAAAGACGACGACAACGAGGGACUGGUUGGUACCACCGAUGGUCAUCAUGAAACAUUGACGCUCUUUCCUUUGCAUCCAACCGGGGUUUUAGAGGAUAAAAUCGAAAAUCAUUUCCCAUCAACUUCAGCUGAGAAUUCUAAUGCUUCGACCUCUUCUGGAUCAAACUCUGUUGAAGUGGUUUCUGCAGACCAACCCUUGAUUGAUUUCUUUGCUGAAAAUGGAUCCGUCGAGAGCUAUUAA